This is a messenger RNA of Scatophagus argus, 3484 nucleotides long. It is a transcript of the gene msl1b, whose product is annotated as MSL complex subunit 1b. The transcript is spliced from 9 exons. NCBI's taxonomy places the organism in Eukaryota, Metazoa, Chordata, Actinopteri, Scatophagidae. The coding region runs from base 237 to 1838 and encodes 533 amino acids. Gene Ontology annotation, cellular component: MSL complex. The record is from RefSeq and is a predicted model, not a curated record.
CCUCCCCCUGCUGGCGUCCGUUUGCCUAAAACGUUCAAAACACAAGAAAUGGCCAGCAAGGAAAUUACGCAUGCGCACUAGUCGGCGCUUUAAAACAAGUCUUGAGGAGGGAACAUGAAGGCACUUGCAGGUGGUCUUGAAUUAUAGUCGAGGACAGCAGCUGCCAACUUCUCAUGGAAGGUAGCUGUGAAUUGCAUCGCCGAGGCGUUGCAGGAUGAGAAGUCGUUGUGCUCGCCAUGAGUCUGAGAGCCACACUGUUUUCAAGUGCAGGAUUCAGGCAGGACGCUGACGCCAUCGACUUUGACAAAACACGUUUUGGGGCCCCCACCGUGAGUCCUGUUAGCCUCAAGAGGGAGUCCUGCGACUUUGUGAUAGAUGUUCAAAACGUACAGGGCGGCGAGAUCCCGAACAUAUCAAAGUACUUAGACCAGAAUUACAUGACAAGCAAAGUUUCCCUCGCUGCCACUGUUGCAGAACUAGUUCAAGGAGACAAUAAAACUGUGGGGAUAUUGUCCCCUGUCAGACCAAUGGGGGGUGAGGGAACCCCAGUGAAAGGUAAACCCCUCUCUGCUGACACUAUGGAUAACCCUCAGAUGGCUGUGAACAAUAACCCCAAGGAUGCCGGUGCUGAUGACAGCGUGAAGGGGGUUGUCCCAGGAGUCCUUGGCACCGCAUCCAUUGAACUCUCCUCUGAGGGCAAGUGGAGGAACAUCAGGAAGACCCCUGCUAAUCCCCACACGCAGGCCAACUGCCUCCGCCAGAUUCUCCUCCUCCAACUGGACCUUAUUGAACAACAGCAACAACAGCUGCAGUCCAAGGACAAGGAGAUAGAUGAGCUCAAAGCAGACAAAGAAACACUGCUUGCGCGCAUUGAACGCAUGGAGCGUCGCCUGCAGCUCACAAGGAAGGACCCGCCGCGUGACAAGCGCCUUUUCCAGCCCCUGGAGCCAUGGACCCCUGAUAAAGAGGACAUGUGGGAUCUGGACGUAGAGGAGAAUCCACAGCCUAACCCGGCCACUCCGCUUCCCUUUAGCCGGGGUGGCAAAGGUCAAAAGAGGAAGUCUUGCUUUGGAGAUGCAAAAGUCCAGAAGUCACGGGGCAAAAGUGCCAAGCUUAGCCCCCAGAAACCCGAGAUUCAGCCUGGCUCUCCCAAUCAAAGGGAGCUGCGCAGCAAGGAAACCCCAGAGAAGACGGUUCCUAUGAGGUCAGGGGCAGAAAGGGACAUUAUGCUCCCGUGCAAAGAGGAGCCUGAGCUGAGCUGUCAGAUUGAAGAUCUGCCCUUCAUGUCUACCACAGAGAUGUACCUCUGUUGCUGGAACCAACCUCCUCUGUCCCCUCUGCGUGAGACUUCCCCUAAAAAGGAGGAAGAGGUGGCCAGUGAGUGGACUCCUCAUGUAGUACAUGAUAUGCUGAUUGUUUUUCCCUCUUGGAGAGAAAAUCAUAUCGAGCCCCUGGAGGACCCUUCCUUUACCCCCCCUGAGCCGCUGGAUGACGGCGUGUUUCUGAAACGCCACAUGAAGCUGGAGUUGGAUGAGAAGAGGAGGAAAAGAUGGGACAUCCAGCGAAUCAGAGAGCAGCGCAUGUUUCAGCGUUUGCAGCAGCGGAUGAACAGGAAGAAAGUCGUCCCCGAGACUGAGCCAGAGCUUUCAUCCUUCUACCCCGACACUGAAGAUGUUGAAACCAUAGUGAUCACUCCCUUCUUGCCCGUGGUUGCGUUUGGCCGGCCGCUGCCCAAAUUGUCGCAACAGAACUUCGAGCUGCCUUGGCUGGAUGACCGAAGCCGAUGUCGCAUUGAGGUGCCCAAAAAACACACACCUCACCGGACCUGUCGGAAGUGACUCCCACGUGGCGUCCACAGCGCGGAGAUCACGCUACAUGCCCAGAUUAGACAACACUACAUUUGUCUUGUCUGGGGAGGAAAAAGAAAAACAAGACAAGUCACCAGUCGCUAUGUAUAACUGCUGUUGCUUUCAGUCUGUGUGAGAGUUACUGACUCUCUGGUCUCAACGUGUCACCACAGACCAGCUGAUCUCCUGCAGAAUAUUGUAAAAGCUGCUCCUUUGGGUGUCCUUCAAUAGUUUUGGUCUCAUUUACAUUCUGAGAUUAAAUUCCAGAGGGUGACAGUCCCUGUGUUAGCAGCUGUCGAGGAUCACACAGUUUGUAUCCUAAGACAAAAUGAACAGUUAUGUGCAUGUUCUGUAACAUGUUUAAAAUACAUUUCAUAGCAGCUGCUCCAACCAAAAUUGAUUUUAUCACUUAAGGGUGGAGUCUGUCACUUCUUAUGCAUCGUUCGCCGACAGGCUAAUUUUGACAAAUCCUGAGCGCUGUCACGAGGGGGUGGGGUGGCAAAUAUUGGUUGCCAUUUUGACUGAAAAGUAGAGCUUGACCUGUACGUCAUGAGCAAUACGGCUGCAGAUUUUUUGUUUCUGGGUAGUCCUACUGCCACGCUCGUUCUUCCUGCCUAAAAGAGAAAAGUCAAAAUCUGACUGUAUUGUGCUGUGUUAUUGCCUAUAUUGUUCGCACAAAACUUCAAAUAAGAUUUUAUCAAUGUUUAAUGUGAUAUCGGGAGUUUUGAGCCACACUCAGCAUGAUUUCAUAUUAAAAAAAAUGCAUUUCCAGCCAAUUCAAUGUUUAAAAAAAAAAAAAAUUAAGAAAAGAAACUAAAUGAUUGUGUUCUGGUUGGCUUGAAAACAAAGGCACUGAAAAUUAGACAGGUGGUGAGCUGAUACCCAGUGUUCUCUUCCCCGUUUUGUUUCUAUUAGUUAUUUUAUUCUUUGUUUAUGUGAGUUGCAUGGACUCUAUUUAGCUGUUUCAAAGAGAAAAAAAAGAUGGUAGCAUGGCUUAACCCCAAGAUUGUUCUUGAAAGCAUGACUUUUUGGCUGCUCUGUUCAGUGAGAACUGCUGCGUUCAGCCUCAUCAUGAGGCCAUCUGAUAAUAACAAAGUACAGUUAGGAUCUUAAUUUUCGUGUUUCCAAUCUUUCCAAUAUGCUUAACAUCCAGUAAAUAUUAGGCAAGUUAUGUGUAUGCAUCGGUCUCUUAAGGAUGCAGUUAGCUGACGUUCAAGGGAACCGUUUUAGGUGAUAAAUAAGCUUUCUAGCUGUAGUUCUAGCAAUGCUCACCAGUAUGCUCUUUAACAUGCUGCCAGUUAACGUCUCUUGAGAUAAUCUCGGUUAACAAUCGCAGCGUCUGUUUUCUUCCUCACUGCGUUUGCUCGACCACUUUUACAUAUGAUGCAACGGCUUUCCGCAGCUUUGACUCUUCUCCUGCCAGGCGUAUGUGCAGGCAGACUUUGGAAAUACAAAGUUGAUUUUUUUUUCUGUACAUAGCUUUCAGAAACAAAUGUACAUAAAACAUGGCUGUUAUUUUUUUAUUAUUUAAUGUUGGAAGUGUUGAGUACAUUCAAUAUUGUUCUAUGAUUGUAUGUUGACAAAUUGACAGUUUUGAAAGUUAAAAUUUUUUUGGAAUAAAAUUAACAUGUCUAUGA